This is a messenger RNA of Dimorphilus gyrociliatus, 1257 nucleotides long. Lineage: Eukaryota; Metazoa; Annelida; Polychaeta; Dinophilidae. The record is from the annotation of a GenBank genome assembly.
AUAGUAAAUAAUUGAGUCAUAAAGAGCUGAUUUUUGAUAAAAUAUCAGACAGACUUAAGAUAUUUUAUAUUUAAUAGUGAAUAUAGGAAUAAAAUGUCUGAGCAGAAGAGUUUAUUCGACGAAUUACCACCUCCACCAAGUUACAGCGAGAUUCAUGGAGCACCAAGUACAGCUGAUGCUCAGAAUCCAACAGAACCAUCAGCACCACCUGUUCAUUUGAUGGAAAAUUACGAAGGUUAUGGAGAACUUCGCAAUGAACCAGUUGAGCCUCCUCCAUACACUCCACCCGCUGGACCGCACAUUCCACCAAUUCCUGUUGAUCAACAAAGACCAGCUACGGAAGAAGAAGCUCGUGAAGCGCUUUUGGAAUUGAUAAGCACAAAAUGUUGUUGGUCAGUUCGUCCAGCUAGAGAGCUAGUUAUAACUGAUUUAGUAGGAAAAUCCAUUACUCAUUAUUCUUUGCAAUCGUGGACUGAGAUAAGAGCGACUUCGUGGGAUAGUGAACCGUAUACUGGUGAUCAUGUUGACUGGUGUCCACCGAACCAAGCUCCCCCAAAUCCAUGGGAAGUACCUGUUCAUGUACCUAGCGCCUUCAGCCAAUUAGAAAGGUCAGUUCGUGUGCCCAGGACGGAAAGUGUAAAAUUAUGUUUCAAGUGCAAUGGAAUUGGUCGUCAACCUUGCUGGAAUUGUAGGGGAUCAUCUCACAUCAGAUGCAAUUUUUGCCACGGACGCGGUCGUGAAAGAAGAGACAGAAUGAACAGUUCCCACAAUAAUUUCACUUCGUGUAGGUUUUGCAAUGGGAGUGGUUCUCAGGCUUGUUUUACUUGCAACGGUAGUGGAAAUAUAUUAUGUAAAACCUGCAGGGGAUUUGGCAAAAUCAAAUGCUUCAUUAAAUUAACGAUCACUUGGAAAACCCAUCUAGACAAUCAUAUUGAUCUACCAUUGGUUCCCGAAAAUCUUAUAAAGCAAGCCGCCGGUGUUGUAGUGGUUCAAGAUGAGAGGGAUAGAGUGACACCGAUUGAUUAUUCGAGAGGAGGUGUGACCGAGGCCAGUAGAAAAUUUGUUAAUCAACACGCCACCUCGUGGCCAUUAGAAUUAAUUCGAAGACAGAAGCAGGUUGUUAGGGUUAUUAGAGUAACUGAAUGCAAAUACGUUUGGGAUGGAAAUCAAGGAACUUUCUACGUUAUCGGAGAUGAGAUGAAAGCCUAUUGCUCUGAUUACCCAAAAAAGUGCUUCUGUUCAUGCAGUAUUUUAUAG